CAUCGUCCGAUUCACUCGCUGCAUUUAUUUUUCCCACUCAUUCUUUUUUUUCUCUCUUUGAUUCCAUCUUUUGUUGUCUGAUCGAUGAAGCGUCGCCUUGAAAUCGACCCCUCUGAAGUUGAAAUGGACAAGGCCACUGCAUCGACCAGCAAGCGGUCGUCCCCAGACGUGAGCGACGACGCGGUGCCGUCGCAUAUCAAUCCGCUGACCAAGCGUGUCUUCUCGGAAAAGUACAAGAAGAUCCUCGAGAAGCGUCUCAAGCUGCCCGUGUGGGAGUACCGCCAGCAGUUUAUUCGUCUGUUCAACGAGAACCAGAUCAUGGUGCUGGUCGGUGAGACGGGCUCGGGCAAGACCACGCAAAUCCCGCAGUGGUGCAUGGAGGAGGUGCUCAAGUACGCGCCUCAGGGUCAGGGCGUUGCCUGCACGCAGCCUCGUCGUGUUGCUGCCAUGAGUGUUGCUGCCCGUGUGGCCGAUGAGCUUGACGUCACGCUCGGCGAAGAGGUUGGCUAUUCCAUCCGUUUCGAGGACUUGACCUCGCCGAAGACUGUUCUCAAGUACAUGACCGACGGUAUGCUUUUGCGCGAGGCCAUGACCGACCCUCAGCUUCGUCGCUACGGUUGCAUUCUGCUCGACGAGGCGCACGAACGCACGCUUGCCACAGACAUUCUCAUGGGUUUGCUGAAGGAGAUUUGCGCCAAGCGCCCCGACUUGAAGCUUGUGGUGAUGAGUGCUACGCUCGAUGCCGGCAAAUUCCAGAAGUACUUUAACAGCUGCCCGUUGAUGACUGUUCCUGGUCGUACUUUCCCCGUCGAGGUCUUUUACACAAAGGAGCCCGAGCGCGACUACCUCGAAGCCGCCAUUCGCACAGUUGUUGAAAUCCAUACCUGCGAUGACCGCGGUGACAUUCUCGUCUUCCUUACGGGCGAGGAGGAAAUUGAAGACGCUUGCCGCAAAAUCCAGCAGGAGAUUGAAAACAUUUCGAGCUCGGGUCCCGUCAAAGUUGUGCCUCUGUACUCUACGCUGCCACCACAGCAGCAGCAGCGCAUUUUCGACGAAGCGCCCGCCGAUUCGCCCUCUGGCGCCUUUGGCCGCAAGAUUAUCGUGUCCACCAACAUUGCCGAGACGUCGCUCACCAUUGAUGGCAUCGUCUACGUGGUGGAUCCCGGUUUCUCAAAGCAGAAGGUGUACAACCCCCGCAUUCGCGUCGAGUCCCUCUUGGUGACACCCAUUUCAAAGGCCAGCGCACAGCAGCGCGCUGGUCGUGCAGGCCGCACCCGUCCUGGCAAGUGCUUCCGAUUGUACACCGAGACGGCCUUCAAGGGCGAUCUUAUCGAGCAGACCUACCCCGAAAUUCUUCGCUCCAACCUCGGCUCGGUCGUCUUGCAGCUCAAGCAGCUUGGCAUUGACGAUCUGGUUCAUUUCGAUUUUAUGGAUCCCCCGGCGCCAGAGACGCUCAUGCGUGCCCUCGAGCUCCUCAACUACCUCGGCGCUCUCAACGACGAUGGCGACCUGACUGAGCUUGGUGGCAUGAUGGCCCAGUUCCCGCUCGAUCCUCAGAUGGCCAAGAUGCUUGUGGAUGCUCCCAACCACAAGUGCUUGAACGAGACUCUCAGCAUUGUUGCCAUGCUUUCAGUGCCCAAUGUUUUCGUGCGCCCUCGCGAUGCCAAGAAGGCUGCCGAUGAAGCAAAGAUGCGAUUUGCUCACAUUGACGGCGAUCACCUCACUUUGUUGAACGUUUUCCACGCCUACAAGCGCGCCGGCUACGACGACGCCAACUGGUGCUACGAGAACUUUUUGAAUUCGCGUGCGCUCAAGUCGGCCAACAGCGUGCGCUCGCAGCUGGAGCGCAUGUGCGACAAGUUCAAGCUUGACAAGGCUGGCAACGAUUUUACGAGCAAGUCGUACUACAUCAACAUCCGAAAAGUGCUUGUUGUUGGCUACUUUAUGCAAGUUGCGCAUCUCGAGCGUCAAGGCCAUUAUCUUACGGUCAAGGACAAUCAGGUCGUCUUCAUGCACCCGUCCACCGCGCUCGAUCACAAGCCCGAAUGGCUGGUGUACAACGAGUUUGUGCUGACCACCAAGAAUUACAUCCGCACUGUGACGGAGGUCCGGCCAGAGUGGCUUCUCGAAAUCGCGCCUGCAUACUACGAUCUGUCCAACUUCCCCGAGGGCGACACAAAGCGUAUUCUCCAGCGCGUUCAGAGCUCUUCGCGUCCUUCCGGCAGUGGACGAAAGUGAAUGUGAUUUUCAGGGUCUGAAAGAACAAAAUCAAUCAAACAAACCAAUAAACAAACCAAAAAAAUGCACUUUUUGUUCGA
Messenger RNA from Capsaspora owczarzaki ATCC 30864, 2318 nucleotides. Its product is annotated as pre-mRNA-splicing factor ATP-dependent RNA helicase. Bases 85 to 2238 code for a protein of 717 amino acids. Gene Ontology annotation, molecular function: ATP binding; RNA binding; RNA helicase activity. The transcript has 8 exons. Lineage: Eukaryota; Filasterea; Ministeriida; Capsasporidae. Gene Ontology annotation, cellular component: spliceosomal complex; intracellular anatomical structure. The record is from RefSeq and is a predicted model, not a curated record.